Messenger RNA from Papilio polytes (common Mormon), 2007 nucleotides. RefSeq names its product X-ray repair cross-complementing protein 6 (gene Irbp). NCBI's taxonomy places the organism in Eukaryota, Metazoa, Arthropoda, Insecta, Lepidoptera, Papilionidae. The coding region runs from base 130 to 1896 and encodes 588 amino acids. Gene Ontology annotation, molecular function: DNA helicase activity; telomeric repeat DNA binding; double-stranded DNA binding. Gene Ontology annotation, biological process: cellular response to X-ray; double-strand break repair via nonhomologous end joining; cellular response to gamma radiation. The transcript has a single exon. Gene Ontology annotation, cellular component: Ku70:Ku80 complex; nucleus. The record is from RefSeq and is a predicted model, not a curated record.
UUUAGGAACUUUUGGGUGCAGCGUCACGAUUGACAUUGUCAAAUCAUUUAUACCACUAAAAAUAAAUAUAAGGCGGGAAAGCGACGGUUUAUCACUUUUAAUAAAUAUUCUAGCCAUUUUAUUACUAACAUGGAUUCAGACGACGAAAUCGAGGAGUCAACGAAAUGGGAAGGAAGUCCAGGUACUAUUAUACUUAUUAAUGCUAUGGAAGACUCGAGUACACUUAACGUUGCACAUGAAGCAACAUGUUUACUGAUAAGGCAGUAUUUGCGAUCAUCGAGCUCUCACAAUGUAGGAGUAUGCCUUUACGGAACAGAUCAAACACAAACAGACUUAAACUCUAACAAUAUUAUUGAUGUGAUAUCAAUGGAUACCCCAACCCUAGCAGGGUAUAAUAAAUUACGUGCGAUGGACAUUCCAUCUUAUGGCAAAGCCACAGAGUAUGUUUUAUCGGAAGUUUUAUGGCACUGUAGUAAAAUAUUCAAGGAUUUCAAAAAGAAGCUGUCCUCACAAACUGUCCUUAUUUUAACAAAAUUGAAUAAUCCACCUAUAAAAACUGAUCAAAAACGAACUCUUGAUAGAGUUGUAAAUUUAGUUGGAUCCCAUACUAAGAUCACAUUUAUCAAUAUUUCAUCAGAUGAUUACCCAAUUGACAAAUUCUACAAAGAAAUGUUGAUUGAUAUUAAUAAGUCUCAGGAGUACACCCUGCCAAAAGCAGUAUGGGAUCCCAAGGUAAUACAAAAUAUGAUGUAUCAACAAUCUCAUCGGCACUUAGCUGUAGCCAAAUUGUCUUUUGAAAUUGGCCCUGGCUUUUCUAUAGGUGUAGGUGUUUAUAGCUUAUUAAGAAAAUCAAAUCAAUCUUAUCACAAAACAUCAAAUAUAGAUGCAAAAACCAAUGAACCAUUAACAAGAGUGACAAUGAAGACAAAACUUACAGUUAACCCUAGUACAUCUCACCAAGACAGUGAUGAUGAAGUUAGUGGAGAACCUAAAGAGCUUCCCUUAUUAGAUUCAGAACUAUUGUUCUGCCAAGAAUAUGGUGGUGAAAGAAUAGAGUUCACUAAAAAAGAAAAGGAAGAAAUGAGUAAUCCAUUUGGACCUCCUAUGUUAAAAUUGUUAGGUUUCAAACCCACUAUAAAAUUGUGCAAGGAGAAAUGGUUUCUGAAAACUGGAUAUUUUUUAUACCCAAAUGAAUCUAUUAUUGAAGGGUCAACAGUAGCAUUUAAAGCUUUGCAUAAAGCUUGCGAUGAGAUGAAAACUGUUGCUAUAUGUAUGUUAUGUACUAGAGCCAAUUCAAGACCAAAUAUAGUAGCUCUUUCCCCUUGCACUAGGCCCUUGGAUUUAGAAAUAGAGAUUGGUUUUGAUGUUAUUCACAUACCAUUUGCAGAAAAUGUAAGAGACAUACCACAACUUGAUGAAGAAUCUGAAAACCCAACUAUACAAAAAAAACAGAAAGAUGAAAUGAAUAAAAUUUUAAAUUGUUUGCUUUUUGACUAUAAAGCUGAUAUGUUUGAAAAUCCUAAAUUGCAGUCCCAAUAUCGAGCUAUAGAAGGUAAGGCUUUACAAGAAACAUUUAUUGAGCCUUUUGUUGAUACAACAAUACGAAAGCCUGAAGUAUAUCAGGUUAUAAGGGAAGAUGUAUUUGAAGAGUUGUUUGGACCAUUUGGAGUAUCAUCAAUUAAAAGAUCAUGUAAUGCAGAUAAAAGUAAUACUAAAAAAAAAAUAAAAAUUGAGGAUAUUAAUGAAACUUUGGUGCAGGAAAUGAUAGUAAACAAAUCUGUUGAAAAACUAACAGUGAUUCAGAUAAAGAAUAUAUUAAAAGAAAGAGAUAUAACCUUUCCAAAAAGUUCCAACAAAAGUGAUCUCUGCAAGCUGGUUUAUGAAAAUUGUGCUUAAAGUUGAAUUUGUGAUUUAAAAAUAAUGGCUAAGCUACAUGUAAUUUUAAGAGAAAGUUAAAAACUAUUUUUGGUACUGUGAUUUACAAAAUUAAACAAAUAAUUAUUCCAU